UGGUUUAUGUAAUGAGCAAUUAACAGUAUAAAUGUAAAGACAGCUCUAAAGAAUAGCUUGAAGUUAUAGGAGGUGGUUUGGGGGUGGAAGCCCAUCCACAGGGUUUGGUUCAGACCUGGUGGGAAAAGGUGUGGCUGCAGCCCAGGGUCUCUGCCUGGGCCAGGGCUGGGUCUGGUCAGGGCAGAGGACAGCCAACUGAGAGAGGCACACUUGCUUCCUAGCAAGCACAAAGCCUGUCUUCUCUUACAGGGCUGUAUCUCUAAAGAAAGCCAUUGGGGGCCCACUGAGGCAGUGUUACUGAAUGUCCUGCAUGGCCUGAUGUGUUUAGAGCUCAGUGGGAUAGACAACUAGAGAGCUCUGAAGUAGACCUGAACAAGUGUGCCAAAGUGAGAUAAAUGUAUGUUCUCCAUGAGAGAAAAUAGUGAUGUUUGUCUUUCCAUCUCCUGUCCAUCCAUCAGACUCUACCUUCCCGCACAUGGUCACUUAUACUUUCAUAUCAUAUAUGUGUGCAAGAUAUGUACAUACUAAAUGUAAAUCCUGAAAAUAAAGGAAAACAUGCAAAAUUUCUCUUUCUGAGUAUGUUAAGAAUAGGCCAGGACAAGAUUUAGCUGAAGGACGUAUUCCCUGUGACUCAUUUCUAUCAGUCCUUUGCCUUCAUUCUGCAGAAUAUCUCAAAUAGGGCCACUAGCUGGGAAUAAGUCUUCAACACAUGGACCUGUGGAGGAUGCUUCUGAUCCAUACAUGAUGAUGUGUUAAUUUAUUUCACCUCUGUUCUUUCAGUACGUGUGUUAGGGAAACACAAGGAGAUGCAGGCAUGAGAUUGGGAAGCUGUGUGGCUGCUAGUGUGUCUGGAGAUGUCACCACAGCUUCUGGGGGCUCUGAGGUUCAGGCUUCAGCACUUUCAGUCACAGCCCAAGUCAGCAGCAGACUGAGUGUCCCUGGCUUUGUCAAUCACACGUUCAUAUCAUUCUCCUCCUGUUCAAGGAUUGAGACACGUGUGCCUAUGUGGUAAGAUGCUUCCAGGAAUGACUCGUGCUAAUGAAGGACAAGCUGACAGGUACAGAGAUGCCUCUCCCAUGAUAUGGAAAUGCUAGCCUGCUUUCCUAAUCUCUGGUCCUAAAGGUCACCAGCCCUGCCCUCUCACACCCAGAAUGACAGGUCUCCUACUCAACACCUUCUAUAGUGAGGUCAAGACCUGGGCCAUGCCAGCUCCUCAGCACAACCCAGGGCCUGUCAGAGAGUGCUCAUUAAGAUUGUUUGUGGAAACAUAAGCCUGCCUACCUUUGGUCCAGACAGACACAAAGAUGCCAUUGUGGGACCAGCACCCAUCUCCAGAGCCAUGGAGUGUGGACAGCCCCGCAGGAACUGAAACCCUUCUCCAGAGCUGACCUUCUGGGGUCUCAGGGCAGGUGGCCAAGUUCAGGAACUGCAGAGUGGGGAGUGGAAGGCAGAGUUCCUACUGGGAAGGAAGCUGGGCUAAGGCCCAAAGACAGGUCAGCCAGGGCAGCCAUCAUGAACUCAGAACACAGGCUGGCACAUGGAGUCAUGGUGCCUCUUGUAUUAGUGACCCAAAGGGAAUGAGAUCUGGCCCUGUUGAGAGCAAGUGGGUGCCCAGAGCUAAUGAGAAGGGAAGCUGUGGACUCCAGAGGAAGGAAGUUCAACAGGAGCACAAGGGUGGGCUCAGGACAGGCUGAGGUGGACCCUGGUUCUUCAUCCCACCUCAGGGCACAAGAUGGCAGGAAAUGAACACACAUGGGCCUCAGUUGUACCAGGGCAGCCCUGGCUCUGAAAAAUGUCCUCUCAGCGGGUCCUCGGAUGACAAGAGCAGCAGAAGGUCAAGCCCCCUUGUUGGAGAUGAAUCCCCUUGAGCUCACACAGGUGACCCCCCCUUCACCGAUUCCUUCAGGGGACAAAUAUUCAUGUGUGGCUGGAAUCCUUCAUGCGGCCAACUUAAAAUUGUGAACUAUGAAAACUGAACCCUAACUGGUGAUUGAGUAGAUGGGCAUUGGCCAGUUAGUGAAAAAGGACCAAGACAGCCGGCGGUGGUGGCGCAAGCCGGGUGGUGGUGGCGCAUGCCUUUAAUCCCAGCACUCGGGAGGCAGAGCCAGGCGGAUCUCUGUGAGUUCGAGGCCAGCCUGGGCUACCAAGUGAGUUCCAGGAAAGGCGCAAAGCUACACAGAGAAACCCUGUCUCAAAAAACCAAAAAAAAAGGACCAAGACAUCUGGAGUAAGAAGUGUCCUGCAGAGCACACAGCUGGCCUCAGAGCAGAAUGAAGUGGGUCAGGGUCAGGGUAUUGCCUAGUGUGGCAGGGGUCUACCCUGAAGAUGUUUAAACUGACUAGAGUCAGGAGUUUGUGUUUCCACUUACAGGAAGGUCCAGGUGGAGUAUCCAUGCAGGGAUAGGACAGUGAAGUGGCCUCCCUCCCAGGCAGGGGCCAGGCCAUCUGGGAACAAGCAGACAUUCUCUGGUGGUGAAGCUCAGCCCCAUCCUCAGUAGCAGGAGGUCAGAAGCCAGGUCUCAGGGGACACAGCUCAGGGCAGCCAUGGGCAGAUGGAGGGCAGGGGUGUGAAGGGAAGCCUGGCCCUCCCUCCCUGCCCAAAGUGCAACCUCCCUGCCCCUGAGUCACUCAUCCCAGGGUCCUUUGUGAGCACAACUCUUGGUGGUGCAGACAUUGCAGGGCAUUGUGUGUCUUUCUUCAUCUGUAGGUGACAUUGAGUUGAUAUUCAUCAGAUCCCAACAACAACAACCUUCCACUUCCAUGAUGGAUGUGGAUUUGGCCAUGAUAGAAGGGCAGGAGGGACGUGGCCAGUGCCAAGUGGGCACACAUCCCUGGCCAUGGGGGAUAUAAAGGGCACCCUGUGAGGAUGCGGAGCAGACAUUCCCCAGGUGACCUGCCUUGUGUGAGAACGCAGAGACUGAAGAUGAAGAGUUUGCUCCUGACCUUCUUGCUUCUGGUGCUGGUGGCUGUCCUGAAGGCCCAGGAAGCCCCACCAGAUAACCAGGAGGAUUACUCUGGGAUCUGGUACACAAAGGCCAUUGUACACAAUGGAAGCCUACCCAGUCACAUGAUACCUUCAAAGGUUUUCCCUGUGGUGGUAACAGCCUUGGAAGGAGGAGACAUGGAAGUCAAGGUUACAUUCUGGAAGAAAGGGCAGUGUCAUGAGUUUAAAAUUGUGAUGAAGAAAACCGACGAGCCUGGCAGAUACACCACCUUUCACGGAAAGAGGUUCGUUUAUGUCGUAGAGCUGUCAGUGAAGGACCACUACAUCUUCUACUGUGAAAGCCAUCAACGUGGGAAGUUGUUUGGCAUGGGAAAGCUCAUGGGGAGAGACUCUAAGGAAAACCCAGAGGCUGUGGAAGAAUUUAAGGAAUUCGUACGGCAGAAGGGACUCAGAGAGGAAAACAUCUUAGUACCAGAGUUGAAUGGUCCCCUCACCUCUCACAGGGUUGCCAGGGCCCUGCUUCAGGUCUUGGCUGUGGGAGGGCCUGAGCUGCAGGUGUGA
Messenger RNA from Peromyscus californicus insignis, 3504 nucleotides. RefSeq names its product odorant-binding protein 2a-like. The transcript has 6 exons. The coding region runs from base 2866 to 3504 and encodes 212 amino acids. Gene Ontology annotation, molecular function: small molecule binding. Lineage: Eukaryota; Metazoa; Chordata; Mammalia; Rodentia; Cricetidae. The record is from RefSeq and is a predicted model, not a curated record.